Molecule: messenger RNA, 2586 nt
Organism: Penicillium roqueforti
Lineage: Eukaryota; Fungi; Ascomycota; Eurotiomycetes; Eurotiales; Aspergillaceae
Product: CAZyme family GH71
Exons: 5
Coding region: 1-2586 (861 amino acids)
Biological process (GO): mating projection tip cell wall disassembly
Molecular function (GO): RNA nuclease activity; RNA binding; glucan endo-1,3-alpha-glucosidase activity
Source: RefSeq, a predicted model, not a curated record
AUGAGACUAUCUUCUUUGCUGGCAGUGGCCCUCCUAGGGCACUGUCAAGUCCAAGCUGCAGCCGUUUUCGCGCACUUCAUGCUGAUGAACGCGGAAAACUACACGGUGACCGACUGGCAAACAGACAUCCAAGCAGCCCUAGACGCUCACAUUAAUGCGUUUGCGCUGAACAUGGCUGUUGACUCCAGAGUUGCUGAAAUUCUGCCAACUGCUUUCCAGGCUGCCCACGACAAGCAUUUCUCAUUGUUCUUUUCCUUUGACUACGCCGGGAACGGUCCGUGGAAAGCAGGUGACGUGGCCGCGCUCCUAGAGCAAUACACAGCAUCGACUGCGUAUUACCUGUACAAAGGGCAAUAUAUUGUGUCCACAUUCGAGGGCCCUGCGCAUGCAGAGGACUGGAUCGAUCUGAAGCAACAGUACAAUGUCUUUUUCGUCCCUGAUUGGUCUUCCAUUAGUGCCAAGCCAGCUUCGCAAUUGGGUGGUGGCGUGGCAGAUGCUCUCUUCAGUUGGGCAGGGAAUGACUAUGGCAAGUCUCACUAUAUUGGACCCCUCUACGACUAUGCCAUAGAGGCCUUCACGAUUGGGAAGGCCCCUAGUAACUUUGCCAAGGAUAUACCGCAUGAUGGUACCGGAGCCACUCCUAUCGAUGGGCUGGAGGACCAUAGUCUUUGCAAUUUUGCGUAUAGCCAUAGGUAUUGUCCGGAAGGCGCCUGUGUUAAGGCCGGCAGUAAGAGCUCCGGCGAGGUCUAUAUUCCUCCGGGUAUCUGGGAUAACACGGAUCCCGAGGUUCAAUGCAUCCUACCAUACAAGAUCAUUUUACCCCCGUUCCCACUAGGCUCAACGACGACUAUUCAGUUCCCUUCCAUAGUCAGUUCUGUAUGGACAAGGUCAGGCACCUCGACCGGCACAAAGACUACCAUUCUUAACGUCCCAUCACUGGUUACCGAUAAGGUUCCCUUUUGGCCCGUUGUCAUCGGUGCCGAUACCUCCCCUACUAGAUUUUAUCCCCUUCAAAGCUUCAUGCCGGAGUCGUCGGAGCUUGUGCUUUCGGGCGACGAAGCUCCCUUCUCCCCAGUUCCAUCGGGCAGCGCAACGCCGGCACCCGUCUUCCCAGGGGCCCCUUACACUGUUACUUACCAGCCCCAGGCCACGAAGUCGAUUUCAUUGAGUGUAAAUAUUCCUUCUGUUACCUGGUCGAGCGCUAGUCCAACUGAAUCCUGUACCAGCGGCUGUGGUACCGACAGUUGCAAACUUUUUGGUGGAUGCGACUCGACAGACCCAAUCGAUGAUUGUGGUCUUUAUGGCUGCGGAGGAGGAUGCAGCAUUCAAAGCUGUGACCAGUCCUGUGGCGUCGCUUGCUCUACUGACCAACAUCAUCUUGACUCCGAUAGCACCGGCAGCAGUGGAGGUGGUGGCGGCGGAGGGAGCGAUAGUGGAAGCAGCAGCAGUGGUGGGAGCGCCGAUGGCCAGCAGGCAAAUCUCCCCAUGGACUACGACGGGCCGGACGGCCUCGCUAAUGGCGAGUGGAAUCCGACGCCCAUCCUUGUCGAAGAUGCCGCGGCAGUCACGAGCGGAAUGUCCGCCAUUAUGGCCCAAGGGACGCCGUGUUUCGAGUCCGCUUUGUCACUUUUGACUGCCUCGCAAACGGUACCCGCGGAUCUGUAUUCUACGGUUCAUGCCUCAGCAACUUCCCUCAAGCAGUCCAUGUCCACUCAAAUCAGUGAUUUGAAGGAUAAGAUCAAUGCUGCGGAUCCCGAAAACUUCCAAGCGGUCACUUCAUGGUUUACCACCUGGCAGGACGAUUUCAACGUCCGGGUUGACUCGAUGAUUCAAGGCAUUGAGGAGCCCUACGCUGAAAUCGAAUUGCAAGUAUCACUUGGAAGAGCACAAGACGAUGUCGACAUCUUCAGCGAAGCAGCGAGCAUUGAAGCCAAUGAAGAUAUAUGCGAGAUUAACCCAAAUAUGGGCUCUAGCACUCAUCCCAUUACCCGAAAGCGUGCAAUUCCCCCAUCAUGCGCACCGGACUUUCAAGGAGACCCGGGCGAGCCUUCCAAUGCAGCUAAGAUACCGGAAUGGAUCGGCUGCGACACCCGACUUGGUUUUGAGUACGCUAGCAGCGCCGACAUUCUCGGUGCGAUGAAGCAGGGAAUUAAAUACUUCCUCUCCAAUGCGAGGGGCGUCCCGCGCUCUGGUCAACCGGACUGGCAGACUGCCGCAAAGGCCGCAUAUCCCCACAUUUACAGCAAUAGCGACAACAUUGACUUCUCUGAUGAAUGCAUGAAUGCCGGAGGUGACUAUACUGGAUUUAUUGAGUUUCCUAUCAUGCCUGAUGGGAGCAUCUUGGAGGCCGGACGAAACUCUCGUAUUGACGUUGGUGUACAGCGUGUUGUGUUCAAGGCCAAGGCGAGCAGAGACAGAGCCGCUACUGAUUGGAGUUAUCUCUAUUGUGGUGUGAUGAGCCAUUUCACAAAUCUCCUAGAGACGCACAUCAUCGAUGGUGAGCCGAAGAGGGUUUUGCCUUUCAAACUCUGUGAGGCCACUUGCGCAUCUGACGUGGUUGGGCAAUGCAGCUGGAUGUGGGCUUGA